Messenger RNA from Symbiodinium necroappetens, 1020 nucleotides. Lineage: Eukaryota; Dinophyceae; Suessiales; Symbiodiniaceae. The record is from the annotation of a GenBank genome assembly.
AUGUACGAAGGACUGAAGCUGAUCGAUGAGGACAAAAAUGUUGAAAUCGUUGAAUUCAACGACAGGUGCCAAACAGCAUUGGAUGGCGGAUUCCGCGACCUCCAGCUCACGCUUCGAGUGCAAGGCAAGUUGGUCUGCGAGCUGCAACUUACAACAAAGUACAUGCUCUUCAUUAAGGAGUCGAUUGGGCACACGGUGUUCGAUAUCAAACGACAGCUCAUGGCAGAUGUAGCUGCCAACAGCGAGCUGGAGUGUCGGAAAACACUCCUCUGGGCUGGAAAGGACGCUGAGGCUGUGCUGCGGGAGAAUAAGAAGCCUUUGCUCCACCAAGCAGCUUCGCAGGGCAACUCCAGCAUAGUGCAGCUCUUCCUUGAGCACAGGGCGGAUGUAAACCUUGAGGAAAAGACUACUGAGUGCACGGCCCUGCACGAGGCGAUGGGCAAGGGGCACGCUUGCGCAGCAUGGGCCCUGAUCUCGGCGGGUGCGAAGCAAGACGUCAAGGAUGCAGACGGGCAGACCCCCCUCUUGCUCGGACUCUUGCACCAGCGCGUGCACCCCGAGAGCGAGGCCGUGGCGAGGUGCGUCUCCAUGUUGGCGCAGAGGUUGGGCGUGGAGGAGCUGCGAGACGCCAAGAAGCAGUUCAGCCGGGAGGUCGAACAACGCCUGAAGAACAGCUCGGAGCUCGUCAGUGCGGCCUACGACGACAAUGUGCAGCAAGUCGUCGAACAUCUGCGCAUGUGGGCCAAUCCCAACAGCGCCACGAACGACGGGAAGCACGCGCUCCAUCGAGCGCUGGCUCAGGGCCACACUGCUGUGGCCAGGCAGCUGCUGACCUACAAGGCCGACAUCUGGUUGAAGGAGAACGGCAAGAGCGCAUUGGACGUCGCCCUGGAAGUUGCAGCAGAGAAGCCCGGAUCUCUCGAGGUCUUAGUCGACUUUCAUGAGCGGUACAAGGCCUGGGCACAGUUGCCUGUGUUUGGGAAGCUCGUCUCUUGCUCUAGACUAUAUUCCCAGAGGUAG